AUGACGCCUUCACUAAAAAAAUCUCCGAAAAUCGAAAAUGCCUGUUUCAAAUUGAUAACGGAAGAUAAAGAGGAAGUGUUGAUCAGCGAGCUGGCCAUGAAACAUUCGAAAUUUCUCACCGAUUUUGUCUCGAAUUUCGGGUUUUCUCCAUCGGUAAACGGCGAAAAGAAUCCGAUUCAAAUUCAAAAAGUCACUGGACCAACAUUAAAAUUAAUCGUCAAAUGGUGUGAACAUCACAAAAAUGAUCCGAAAAUUCGAGAGAUGGAUUACUGUAAAGUCACAGCAGAAUGGGAUCAGCAAUUUCUGCAAAUGGACAAUGAGGUCAUGUUCGAUUUAGUGAGGGCCUCCAACUUUUUAGAUGUCAGAAUUCUGUUUGCGAUUUCGACAAAAACGAUUGCCACGUGGAUAAAAGGGAAGAAUUCGGAGCAAUUGAGAGCAAUUUUCGGUGGAACUCCUUCGGAAAAAUCGGAAGAGAAAAGAAAAAAUUCAGUGGGAAAUAAUGAGAAAAGGCGAAAAAUCGAAUAA
This is a messenger RNA of Caenorhabditis briggsae, 525 nucleotides long. The record is from RefSeq and is a predicted model, not a curated record. Bases 1 to 525 code for a protein of 174 amino acids. Gene Ontology annotation, biological process: SCF-dependent proteasomal ubiquitin-dependent protein catabolic process. Gene Ontology annotation, cellular component: nucleus; cytoplasm. The transcript has a single exon. NCBI's taxonomy places the organism in Eukaryota, Metazoa, Nematoda, Chromadorea, Rhabditida, Rhabditidae. Gene Ontology annotation, molecular function: cullin family protein binding.